Messenger RNA from Agrilus planipennis (emerald ash borer), 1968 nucleotides. RefSeq lists its product as uncharacterized. NCBI's taxonomy places the organism in Eukaryota, Metazoa, Arthropoda, Insecta, Coleoptera, Buprestidae. The transcript has 2 exons. The coding region runs from base 772 to 1257 and encodes 161 amino acids. The record is from RefSeq and is a predicted model, not a curated record.
UUUUCGCACACGUAAGUGAUCUCAAAGCCAAGUGAUUUAUAAAUUGUAAAUAUACAAUUUACCAAAUAUUAAUUUAUUUGAAAUUCAUUUUUCAUCAACAUGAAUAUUACAUUUACGGCGUAUGGUUAGUUAGGAUUGUAAAUGGUGUCGAAUGUGACUGAUAUUGACCUAAAACCAGUCCAAGAUGACCAGUGUUCUAACAACGUGGACAAAUGUUUAAUUUUAAUUUCUGUGGACAAAAAGUAUAUUGUGGAUGUUAUAGUGUGCAUGACAUCCAAUGAAAUGUUUAGUAAAUUAAAAGGUGUUUUUGAAAAAUCUACAUAUGAAAAAAUUUGUAAUCUGCUGCACGAAUUCUAUAGUUAUAACUAUGGAAGAGGAACUGAUUUAGGCUCUCACAUAGUACAAGCAGUCUGCGCUCGACCUUCGUUGUACGUACAUCACCUGCACCGCACCGAUUGGUAUCACCGAAACGACCAGAGCUUUCCAGCGAACCAGGCGUUCAACAAAACUGUCCGUUACUGGACAAAUCUUCUACUCAAGGCCAUCAACACAUUCAGCCCAACCGUAAUAGGUAAGAGUUUACUUUAUUAUACUUUUUUUAACUCACCAACAGUUCUCUGGAACGGAGUACGCAAUGUCCCUUUGAACUACAACGUACCCUAACUAAUACAACAAACGUUUUUAACCUAGUCAAUUUAUUUUCCUCAUUUUAAACCUAUUUUCCUGAUUGUGCGAAGUCACAUAAAGUCCAGUUAGCUGGCCAUUUUCAGCAUGGCUACCUCCAAGAGCUCCGCACUCUUGGAGGGAUGUUCCCUUGCGGACGCCAUUGUCCUUGCGAGUGACCUUCAGGCCAAACUCGCCAAAGUAAACGAAUUCAUUCGUUUACACUCCAUCGCUGCAUCCCCUACGCCCAUGACCAAAGAUAUGGAGUCUUCAUCCGUAGCUCCACAUACCGACGCCAACCAAUCCGACCCAACACCAGCCAAUGCGACCAAGGUCAUUUCCGCCAGUGCCGCUACCCGUCUACCGCACAGGGACCGACGAGAGAACGACGGUUUCGUCAAAGCCGCCAAACGCGCUAACGAGCGCCGCCGACAACAGCCCAGCUCCAUCGACGAUUUUCGUCGUCUAUCCUUUUUCCUGGACGAAUCCAAAGUCCAAUUUUCGACGAACCAGCUACAGCAAGACUGUGACCUUCACGUAGUUAUCCGUGGUGUCUGCGAAGACAUCCCAACAGAGGACACGAGUCCGAACUAAGCCACAAAGGCUUUAUUAGCAAAGGCAUACAUCGUAUGUCUAAAGGUAAUAAAACCUGACCCCUUCUCUCCGUCCGUCUUGAUAAGACCGCCUCAAAUUCCAAGGCAAUCUUCGACCUUGGUAAACUCUGUGGCCUAAACAUCAAAGUUGAGCCAAAAAGAGCUACAAAGGAUGUUCCUCAAUGCCGCCGCUGUAUGAAAUUUUUCCAUACAGCCAACUACUGCCACGCAGCCUGGGUCUGCGCAUUCUGCGGCCGCAACCACAUCACUGCCGAGUGCAAAUCCAAGGACAAGAAGGAUGCUACUCCCACUUGGGCCAAUUGCAAAGGGAACCACCGCGCCACCUACCGCGGCUGCCCCAAGGUUCCCAAAAAGACCUCCCCUUCACCAGAAAGUUGUCACUCCCGUUGCUUCUCAAGGCACAAAAACUACCGCUCAUCCUUCGGCUACCACUUUGGUAGCACCCUCCCAAAAGUCCUACGCCAAGGCAGUGAGAACCGCCCCCCCUCCCCCCACCCAAAAACGCAACACAAGCACUUCACCAGCUGUAGUUGCAAUCCCAAGUUUGGAACAAAGACUUCAAGUCAUUGCUCAAACCAUAGUCGCCAGCAUUGUUGCCGCCUUACAACAAACCACCAAUGUCUAACACCGCCCAGUCAGACAACCUUCGUAUAGUUACCUGGAAUGCCCAAAGCAUUAGAGGUAAAUUGAC